AUUAUUAUUUGUGCUCAGUAGGUUGGCGAUACUCAUGAGGGAGAUCAUGGUUCCUCUCCUCCUUCUCCUUUUCCUCUCCACAUGCCACUCAGCUAACGUCCUAGUAAUAGCUGGAAUGCGAGGUUCUCAUUUCUACGUCUCAACUGACAUAGCUGAGAAGAUAGCAGGGUUUGGACACAACGUUACAGUCCUCGCUAUGUUUAGUGAUGACAGAGUCGGCAUGGACGACAAACCUUACAAUUUGAUACCGAUGGUAGAUGACACUGAAGCUGAUGCCUCUAUGAAACAGUUUAGAGAUGUUUUUGCGCACUUCAGGCACAAACCAUCAGUUGAUAUGAUGGUAGAGGUUAUAGAGGCUGAAGUGACUGUCGAUGUAGUGAAGGCUUGGGUAGACGAUUACCACGUUUCGGCGGUUAAGUACUUCAAAGGGGAGCAGUUUUCCGGGCUGUUGGACCAUGGCAACUUUGAGCUGAUUGUGAUGGAAGAUGGAAUGACUGUGGUAGCUAUGUCCCAGUUACUCCACCGAGAUAUCCGUAUCCCUACAAUAGGCGUAGUCUGCAUUGCUGGGGCUGGAGAUAUGAAUAAUAGGUAUGGUCUCCCAGGUUUAAUCAACAGCGUGCCAUCUCUGACAAAUGAUGUGACAGAUUCAUCUCCUACUUUCUGGGAAAGAUGGCGCACUCUGACCAAUAUUGUUCGCUUAUUCAAAGCUUGCAUGGCCCUUAUCCAGCCCAUUUUCAUGAAUGAACCUCCCGAAAUAAAUGUCGAAGAUACUUUUCUGGCAGCUUACGAUAUUGUUUUUGUAAAUGACCACCCUGCCUUCUCAUUUCCCUUUCUCUCACCACCCAACACUUUCUAUCUUGGAUUCUUCAAUUUAGAAGGACGCCCUCUUAACCCUCUUCCAGAGGACUACUUAGAGUUCCUUGCGAAAUGUCCUUACAAACACACUGUAUUUUUCUCUUUCGGGUCCUAUCUUCCCGACAUAACUAUAUUCUCCGGUACUCCAGCCAUUCUUAAAACACUACUUCAGAUGGAUGCGUGUGUUAUCAUUAAAAGCAAGGUGGAUCUGAGUGUGAAGUUCGACCUCCCAGCUGAUAAGUUUAUACAGCGAGCCUGGAUACCACAGAAAGAUCUGCUGGGGAGUGGGAAGUUGGAUUUCUUCAUCUCUCACUGCGGUAACAACGGUAGGAUGGAGGCCAUCUACUAUAACGUGCCACUGUUUUGUAUUCCACUGUUUGGGGACCAGUAUUUAAAUGGUAGACUGGUACAAAGAAAUAAACUUGGGUUCCUUCUAACCUGGGAAACUGUAACUGAGGAAAGUGUUACGGAGAUAAUUGACAAGCUGUUAUCCGAGAAAGAAAGCAUUGUUGAUAACAUGAAAGGAGCUGUUGAAAUUGCCCGCAAUGACCCUGGAGCAGGAACUGAAGUACUGAGGUUUUACACUGAUUUGCUGAUCAAGAACGGGAAUGCCGACUUUCUAGUUAACCGGAUAAUCUUGAACCAGUCGUCAGUUGAGAUAUAUAAUUUAGAUAUUGCUGGAUUGGCCUUGACAGUUAUUGUUAUCAUUAUUCUGGGGAUCUUGUUUAGUUCAGUGAAAUGCUUUAAGUUUUGUUACCAGAAGAUUUUGAGAAAAAUGAAAACUGAUUGAGGAUACUUUUGUAGUUCAUUUUCACACGUUUUAAUAAAAACUUUAGCAGUUAUGGCCUACAAUAUUUGGUUUCAG
Messenger RNA from Bolinopsis microptera, 1720 nucleotides. RefSeq names its product UDP-glucuronosyltransferase 2B16-like. Gene Ontology annotation, molecular function: UDP-glycosyltransferase activity. The coding region runs from base 35 to 1645 and encodes 536 amino acids. NCBI's taxonomy places the organism in Eukaryota, Metazoa, Ctenophora, Tentaculata, Lobata, Bolinopsidae. The record is from RefSeq and is a predicted model, not a curated record. The transcript has a single exon.